GCUUGGAAGGGGCGGGGCUUGGAAGGGGCGGGGCUGAGUCUCCCUCCUUCUGAGACCUCAGCCCUUGCUGCGGCUGAACCCCGGAAGCAAGGUGGCGGGCUCCGGUUCCGGUACGACGGGAGACUGCGGCGCGAGCAUCAGGUAACAGCAGAAGCAGCAAUGUUUCACUUUUUCAGAAAGCCUCCAGAAUCUAAAAAGCCGUCGGUACCAGAGACAGAAGCAGAUGGCUUUGUCCUUUUAGGAGAUACAGCGCAUGAACAAAGAGUGGCAGCAAGAGGCAAAACCUCAGAUGUAGAAGACGACCAGCCUUUGGAGACUGGCAAAGAAAACUCAUCCAGUGUGACUGUGGCAGGGCCUGAGACGGAAAAUAAGGCAGGCCAGACCCUGGAGAACAGCUCACUCAUGGCCGAGCUCCUGAGUGACGUACCCUUCACCUUGGCUCCACACGUGCUGGCCGUGCAGGGCACCAUCAGUGACCUUCCCGACCACUUACUCUCCUAUGACGUCAGCGAAAACUUAUCAAGGUUUUGUAACCUGCUCCAUAAAACACAGGGACACCAAGCAACCUGGACAAACACUCUUGAGGUCGAGGACCAUGGGAGGGAAGAAGCUUGAGGAAGUUUAAUUGCUACUAGGAGAAGCAGUAAGUCAUCAAGUUCUACCCUGGUUCAAGAGGAAGGAAAUGGAUCUUCACCCCUUGAUGGGAAGUGGCAAGGUCCUGGAACAGCAAAGUGGGGCCAGAAAUACUGCUGUGGCCACUUUUGGAAAUUACCAUCUUCUGCAACUAGAAUUAAAGACCUUCUUUACAAGGAAAAAAAAAAAGGGUGUGAAAAGAGGGAGCUGAAACAACUAACAAAUCACACCUGAAGGCUGAGUAUGCCUGCUCCCAUUUCUCUCCCUCUGGGGAAUCUGCAAUCUGUGCUUACUGCAAAUUGAACAGGAAUAAAGCAUUUUAACUCAA
Dama dama (fallow deer) is the source of this 961-nucleotide messenger RNA. RefSeq names its product UBAP1-MVB12-associated (UMA) domain containing 1 (gene UMAD1). The coding region runs from base 160 to 615 and encodes 151 amino acids. NCBI's taxonomy places the organism in Eukaryota, Metazoa, Chordata, Mammalia, Artiodactyla, Cervidae. The record is from RefSeq and is a predicted model, not a curated record. The transcript is spliced from 7 exons.